Schizosaccharomyces japonicus yFS275 is the source of this 2707-nucleotide messenger RNA. Its product is annotated as 3-isopropylmalate dehydratase Leu2. The record is from RefSeq and is a predicted model, not a curated record. Gene Ontology annotation, cellular component: 3-isopropylmalate dehydratase complex. The transcript has a single exon. NCBI's taxonomy places the organism in Eukaryota, Fungi, Ascomycota, Schizosaccharomycetes, Schizosaccharomycetales, Schizosaccharomycetaceae. Bases 198 to 2456 code for a protein of 752 amino acids. Gene Ontology annotation, biological process: L-leucine biosynthetic process. Gene Ontology annotation, molecular function: 3-isopropylmalate dehydratase activity; 4 iron, 4 sulfur cluster binding.
CCUGCCCAAGUGGAAAAAAGGCCAGCAAAACAGCACUAAUUCACCCAGAUUCGGUCCUCUUUUGUCUCUCAUUAAGAACAUAGACCGUUGGUUAUCCCGCACGUCGUUUUUUUCUCUGGAUUUCGGCGUUUUUUUGUACGUAAUUCACAACUCGUUUGGAUCUUUUCGUCAGAAAAACUUUUUUUGUACCUGAAAACAUGUCGGCUCCCAAGACUCUGUACGACAAGGUUUUCGACAGCCACAUUGUCGACAAGCAGCAAGACGGCACUUAUUUGCUGUAUAUUGACCGUCACUUGUGUCACGAGGUUACUUCUCCCCAAGCUUUUGAGGGUUUGCGCACUGCUGGCCGUAAAAUCCGCCGUCCCGAGCUUACUCUGGCCACCGUUGACCACAACAUUCCCACCGACUCGCGUAAGGGUCUGAAGGAUGUUGCUUCUUUCAUUCACCAACCCGACUCCCGCACCCAGGUGAUGGCUCUGGAGGCUAACGUGAGAGAGUUCAACUUGACGUACUUCGGCAUGAGCGACAGACGUCAAGGUAUUGUCCACGUUAUCGGUCCCGAGCAGGGUUUCACCCUUCCCGGCGUCACCCUUGUUUGUGGUGACUCUCACACAUCCACACACGGUGCCUUUGGUGCCUUGGCUUUCGGUAUCGGUACCAGUGAGGUCGAGCACGUCAUGGCCACCCAAACCAUUCUCCAGCGUAAGAGCAAAAACAUGCGUGUCCGUGUGAACGGCAAGCUCGCUCCUGGCCUCUCCUCCAAGGAUCUUAUGCUCCACAUUAUCGGUGUGAUCGGUACUGCUGGUGGUACUGGUUGUGUCAUCGAGUUUGCCGGUGAGGCCAUCGAGGCUCUCAGUAUGGAGGCCCGUAUGUCCAUGUGUAACAUGUCCAUCGAGGCCGGUGCCCGUGCCGGUAUGAUUGCUCCCGACCAGGUCACCUUCGACUACGUCAAGGGUCGUCCCUUGGCGCCCAAGGGCGAGGACUGGGAGGCCGCUGUUGCCUACUGGAGCACCCUCAAGUCUGACGCUGACGCCAAGUACGACAUCGAGGUUGAGAUCGACGCUGCCGACAUUAUCCCCACCGUCACCUGGGGUACUUCUCCUCAAGACGUUAUUCCCAUCAACGGUCUCGUCCCCGACCCCGCCAACCUGACCGACCCCGUCCGUAUUGCUUCCGUCAAGCGUUCUUUGGAGUAUAUGGGUUUGGAGCCCAACACUCCCAUCACCUCAUACAAGAUCGACAAGGUCUUCAUCGGUUCCUGCACGAACUCUCGUAUCGAGGAUUUGCGUAUUGCCGCUGCCGUGGUCAAGGGCCGCAAGGUUGCCAGCAACAUCAAGGAUGCCAUGGUUGUCCCUGGUUCGGGUUUGGUGAAGGCCAAGGCUGAGCGUGAGGGACUCGACCAAAUCUUCAUCGAGGCUGGCUUCGACUGGCGUGAGGCCGGUUGCUCCAUGUGUUUGGGUAUGAACCCCGACCAGCUCGAGCCCUAUGACCGUUGUGCUUCGACCUCGAACCGUAACUUCGAGGGCCGUCAAGGUGCCAAGGGUCGUACUCACUUGGUCAGCCCUGCCAUGGCUGCUGCUGCUGCUAUUAAGGGUUACAUGUGUGAUGUCCGUGAGUACUUGGGUGUCCAAGGCUCCGGCGAAGUCCGUGUGUGGAACAAGAAGUACGAGCCCGCUCCCGAGGCCGACGGCGAAAUUGUUAUGUCUGUUGACGAGGCCACCGACGCCGUCACCGACUCGAACGACGUCACCACGAGCUUGCCCGAGGCACAAGGUGUCGCUGCUGGUGGCAUUCCCAAGUUCACUGUUGUCUCUGGUGUUGCUGCUCCCUUGCCUAUUGCCAACGUUGAUACGGACAAAAUUAUUCCCAAGCAAUUCUUGAAGACUAUCAAGCGUACUGGUCUGGGCAAGUUUGCUUUCUAUGAAAUCCGUUAUGACUCUAACGACAAGGAGUUGCCUGACUUUGUCUUGAACAAGGAGCCUUACCGUCAUGCCUCUAUCCUUGUUGCUCACGACAACUUUGGUUGUGGUAGUUCUCGUGAGCACGCCCCCUGGGCCUUGAACGACUUUGGCAUUCGUGUCAUCAUCGCUCCUUCCUUUGCCGAUAUUUUCUUCAACAACUGCUUCAAGAACGGUAUGCUCCCCAUCCCCAUGCCCGAGAGCACUGUGAACGAGUUGAUGAAGGCUGCCGAGGAGAAAAUUCCCUUCACCGUUGAUCUCGUCAACCAAGUCAUCAAGGUUGGUGAGAAGAGCAUUCCCUUCGACGUUGAGCCCUUCCGCAAGCACUGCUUGGUUAACGGUCUUGACGACAUUGGAUUGACUAUGCAAAAGGCCGACAAAAUUGACAAGUUCGAGGCUGAGCGUGAGGCCAACUAUCCUUGGAUGAAUAUCAAGCGUAGCAGCCCUCGUUUCAAGCCCGUGAAAACCAAGAAACCUGCUGGCAAGAACGACUGGUAAACACGCACUCCUGUUUGUUCCCAAUCUCGUCUUUUUGUUCUUCCCCCCCUCCGACGUGCUUGUUUAACUUUCCUUGCGCCGAAACCGUAAUACCCGUAACACGAUAGAUAUUCAGUAUUUAAACACAAGCCGCAGCAUUCCAAAUGCAGCAAUAUACAAUUGGUCCUUACAGUUUGUACAUAUUCAUGGUUCGAGGAGGCUCAGGAGUCGGUUCUUGACGAAGCGCGGGAGACAGUGUUGCAACUGAAAGC